Molecule: messenger RNA, 2182 nt
Organism: Fimicolochytrium jonesii
Lineage: Eukaryota; Fungi; Chytridiomycota; Chytridiomycetes; Spizellomycetales; Powellomycetaceae
Product: acyltransferase ChoActase/COT/CPT
Exons: 10
Coding region: 140-2038 (632 amino acids)
Molecular function (GO): acyltransferase activity
Source: RefSeq, a predicted model, not a curated record
CCCCAGGGCACAGCAACCCCCCACCCCCACAUCCCGCCCACCUUCCACUCCACCAAAGCAAGACUGAAAACGAAGGAACCCCCGCCCUCCUCGCAUAGCAUCCUGAACACACACUCCAUUCCACCUCACCCCCCGCAAGAUGCCCGGCUCCCAAGAAAAACCUCCAAAAACCUUCAGCCUCCAGGAAACCCUCCCCCGGCUGCCCAUCCCACCCCUCGAAGAAACCGCCGCUCGCUACCUCCAAACCCUCGUGCCCAUCCUCACCCCCGAAGAGUACAAAAAGUCCGAAGCCAUCGUCCACGACUUCAUCAAACCAGGCGGACUCGGCCAUGACCUCCAGACCCGCCUACGCGAGCACGACCGCCGCGAACCCAAUUCGUGGCUCGAACGGUGGUGGUUGAGCUUGGCGUACCAUGGCUGGAGGGAGGCGGUUAUGAUCAAUUCGAAUUGGUAUAUGGUUUUGAGGGAUCAUCCGGAGACGCCCAAGGAGCUGAUGCCCAGGAAGGGCGAGGGGAAGGAGAGGGCGGUGGUUCCGUCGGCUGGGUUUACGAAGUUUCAGGUCAAGCGGGCGGCGGGGCUGGUCAACAAUUUGCUGGAUUACAAGGAUAUGAUUGAUACGGAAACGUUAUCGAUCGAUACGACGCGAACAGGCCCUCUAGACAUGAACCAAUACCGCAACCUCUUCGGAAUCACCCGAGUCCCGAAAGCUGGAUGUGACUACAACGUGGGCUCCCACCCUUCCCCGAGCAAGCACAUUGUGGUGCUUGCGCGGGACCAGAUCUAUCUCGUGGAUGUGUAUGACGCGACGACGGGAAACCGGGUGACCAUUGAGAGCAUUGAAAGGCAGCUGGUGUCUGUUCUGGAACACGCGCAGUCAGGGAAUCAGAAGCAACUGCCAAUCAGUCUGUUCACUGCCCUUCACCGUGACAAGUGGGCCGAGAUCCACUCGCACCUGCAGAAGCUCGGACAAGCCAACAAAGACAACUUUGCGGGCAUCGAGACUGCCCUGUUUGCCGUUUCGCUCGACGACUACAUCCUGCCUGCUGACAUCGAAUACGUUGCAAGAAAUACAUCCCAUGGGCUUACCGGACACAAUCGUUGGUUUGACAAGUCAUACUCUGUCUGUGUCAUGGCUGAUGGAAGGACGGGUGUCAACGGCGAGCACUCCCCAUGCGACGCCCUGAUACCAGCCAUCAUCGCCGACCACGUCGUCAAACACGAACCCGCAACAAACCCCGCCUCCGCCAAACAAAACGCGACAAUGCGACCGCCCAAGCACCUCGAAUGGAUCACGGACGACAAGAUAGCGCAGGAGCUCACGGACGCGGAAAAGACCGUGGCCGUCGCGAUUGCCGACUCGGAUGUUAGCAUUUUGCAGUAUAACAAGUAUGGGUCGGAUUUCAUGAAGAAGACCGGAAAGUCGAGUCCAGACGCAUACGUCCAGAUGGCCCUCCAGCUCGUGUUCCACCGUAUCCACAAGGAGUUUGCGGCGGUGUACGAGACGGCCAGCACGCGGCAGUUCAAGCAUGGCCGGACGGAAACUUGCCGAUCGUUGAGCACGGACUCGAAGGCGUUUGUCGAGGCAUUCGAUAAGGCUGGGCUUUCGCCCCAAGAAAAAUACACCCUCCUCCAAAAAGCCUGCACUGCCCACGUCGCCUACCUCAACCUCGCGGGCCAAGGCCGCGGUGUCGACCGGCACCUCCUCGGUCUGCGGAUGGUGAUGAAGCCCGGCGAAACGGCCGAGAUAUACACGGACCCGGCGUAUGCAAAGAGCAGCCAUUGGAGGUUGAGUACCAGUGGGUUGUUUCCGGGGGAGAGGAUUCUGUCGACUGGGUUUGGGACUGUGUACCCCGACGGCUACGGCAUGAACUACAUGAUCGGCAGCAAGCUGGUCAAGAUCGGCGUCGAGAGCAAGUUCUCGUACGCGCCCACAUCCUCCGUCAAAUUCACGCAGACGCUUGCGAAGGUGUUUGAUGAUAUGGCGGAGGUGUGUUUGGCGGUUAAUGGCGCGGGGGAGAAGGAUAAAGCGAAGUUGUAGAGUUGGGUAUGAAGUGGGGGACACUCGAGUGUAUGAGAGGUAGGAUGAGAUGGAUUAGAAGAGAUGUUGACGGUAGCGCUAGAUUUUUCGUUAGGCGUUGUGCAAUCAAAGACACUUUCUCGGCGAAAACUCCGAUAUGAACCA